Messenger RNA from Closterium sp. Naga37s-1, 2850 nucleotides. Lineage: Eukaryota; Viridiplantae; Streptophyta; Zygnematophyceae; Desmidiales; Closteriaceae. The record is from the annotation of a GenBank genome assembly.
AUGGCACCGCCAUUGCCGCAACUCCCUUAUCCCGCCGAGUCGCAUUCCCCGCCGCGACGGCGGCGAGAGGACCCCUCCGCUGCGCGCGUCGCCGCCUUGUGUCCGCCUUCGCCGUUCCCGCACCCAUGGAAUCUCCCCCCCGUCGCCCCGCCCUCCGCCACGCAUUCCCCCCGUCUCCCCGUCCUCCCACGCGCGCAUUCCCCCGUCCCCUCUCCGCCGCGCAUCCCCCCUCCCCAUCCUCCCACGCGCGCAUCCCCCCUUCCCCGUCCUCCCACGCGCAUUCCCCCCUCUCCCCGUCCUCCCACGCGCAUUCCCCCCUCUCCCCGUCCUCCCACGCGCAUUCCCCCCUUCCCCCACCGCCAGGCGGCGCUGGGCGUGCUGCUGCUGUCCGUGCCCGUGGUGCCCGCGCUGCCGCGCUGCCAGUGGUCCGCGCCGCUCUACUUCGGCCUACUCGCGCUCUGGGCCGUCUACGUGGGCAGCCACCGCAGCCUCACCCGUCCCCCAGUGCAGGCAGUGAGCAUGCAGCAGGGCAUGGCAGUGCCCGUGCUCUGCUCCAUCACGCUCUUCUCCCUCUACUGCCUGCUGCGCUUCGCCCCGGAUCUCGACCUGAGAGUGCUCUUCUCCUCCUACCUCACGCUCGUGGGCGGAGUGGCAGUGGCCAGCCACCUUGCUGACCCACUCAAGGCCGCGUUGCCCAAGGAGAUCAAUGACCGUCUUUCCGUCACGCUAGACAUCCCCUCGUGGCUGUUAGAGAGCUCCACUCCUUCCUCCCCCCCCUCCUCUCCCUCCUCCUCUUCUUCUUCCUCCCCCUCCCCCACCCCCUCCUCCUCUUCCCCCUCCUCCUCCACCCCCUCCUCCUCCCCGUCCCCAACCCCGUCCGCCGCUGCGCCAGCAGUGCUCACCCUCUCAGCGACUGACGUGCUCUCUGCGGCCUUGGGCAUGGCGAUGGCGGUGGCAUCAAUGCAGCCCUCGGCGCCCUUCUCCCUGGGCAACAUAGUGGCUGUCUGCAUUGUCUCCGAGGUGCUGCAGAUGCUCUCCCUGCGCAGCUUCGCGGUGGCGUCAGCAGUGCUGGUGGGGCUGCUGCUAUAUGACGUGUUCUGGGUGUUUGGCUCCUCGCCCAUCUUUGGAGACAACGUCAUGGUCACGGUGGCCACAUCGGAUGCUCUAGUGGGACCCAUGAAGCUCGUCUUCCCUCGCUGGACGGUUGACGCUGCAUCACCCUACUCCAUUCUAGGCCUGGGAGACGUGGCAGCGCCAGGCCUUCUCAUGGCACUCAUGCUCCGAUUCGACUCGCACCGCUCUUCGUCCUCUGCUGCCGCCGCCGCUGCUUCUGCAGCAGACACUCCCACCAAAGAUUCAACAGCGCAGGGCGAGGCCAGCAGCAGCAGCAGCAAAGGGGCGGAGGGCAAGCAGCAGGGGAUGGUUGUGGCAGCGGUGGGGGACGGUGCUGCAGGGUUGGAAGACAAGACGUACUUCCUCGUCUCUGUUGCUUCCUACCUCGCUGGCCUCGCCAUCACCAUCGGAGUGAACACAGUGACAGGCGCAGCUCAGCCGGCCCUGCUGUACCUGGUGCCGUCAUUGCUGCUGGGCGUGUCAGCAGCUGCAGCAGCUAGGAGCGAGCUGGAUGUGCUAUUGCGAUUCGAUGACACCGCUGCAGGGGGUGCUGGUGGGGAUGGCAUGGAGGGGGGUCUGCUUUUCAAGCCUGUGCCGGUGCAAAGGGAGGGUCUCACAUGCGUCACAAAUCCCCUCCCUCUUUUUCACGUUCCACCAGCCGUUUUUAUCCCUCCCCUCCCCCACUUCCCCACCCUCCCCUCCCCCACACUCCCCCCAAUCUCUUCCCCCACCUUCCCCCCUUCACCCUCCCCCUCUUCCCCCCUUCACCCUCCCCCUCUUCCCCCCUUCACCCUCCCCCUCUCUGCUCAUCGCUGCUCUGGUCCCCGCGCGCCCGCGGCCUCCGCCCACCCUCCCUCCGGUUCCGCAUUCCUAAUUUCCUCCACUCCUGACCGCCUGCUUCUCUGCCCCCACUUCCCCCCCUUUCCCCCCACCCCACACCCGCCCCCCCCUCUCCCCUUCUUCCCCCUUUCCGCCGCCUCUCCCCCUCCCCCGCCAGUCCCCCGGGGUACUAUUUCCGCGCGGGCGUGGGUGAGGGGCGGCGCAAGUGGCAUUGCACGCCGCUCCCGGCACCUCUGUCCCCCACCCGCUUCCAACCCCCACCCCCUCUUUGCCGUCUCUCCUCCCUGCCCACUCCCAUCGCAGGUGCCAUGGAUGAAGCCCGGGUACGACGCCAUUCUGAGCGCCAACGCCAGUGCCAACCCGGCAGUGCACGAGUGGAACCUGGCACCAUGGAUGAAGCCCGGGUACGACGCCAUUCUGAGCGCCAACGCCAGUGCCAACCCGGCAGUGCACGAGUGGAACCUGGUGCGCGUGCUGUACUGCGAUGGAGGAGGGUAUGCCGGCACCAAAGGCCGUGUCAAGCUCACUGACGGCACCAGCAUCUACCUCGAUGGAUGGAAUGUUUUGCGAGCUGUUGUGCAAGAUCUCUGUGCCAAUCGCGGCAUGGAUUCGCCGUCCCACAUUCUUCUUUCGGGCAGCUCGGCUGGCGGGCAGGCGGUCGUGAACCUCUGUGAUUGGCUGGCAGCGAGCUUCCGGAACGCCACCACGCGAUGCCUGGUGGACUCAGGGUUCUUCAUGGACGCCAAGGACCGGGUGGGCAAGCAUGGCUUCAGAUUGGUGGCUCAGAGCAUCACAGCACUGCACCGACCAUACAACCCCUACUGCGCCUUUGCAGCAACCUCCGCCCAGCAGUGGAAGUGUUUCUUCCCACAGUACACUCUACGCACCAUUGCCUAA